UGAACAUUUGAACAGUUAACAUGAUUCUUUUUGCUUUAUUGGCGAUUCUCGCUGUUGUGAUUUAUUUCACAAAUCAGCAUUACUUUAGUUAUUGGACGAAUCGAGGAUUUCCUUACAAAGAACCAACCUUUUUCCUUGGUGAAUUAAAAGGAAUGAUUACAAUGAAAAAGAGUUUUGGAGAUUUUUUUACACAUAUUUAUGAAAAUUACAAGAACAAGAAAUUAUUGGGGCUCUAUUUCACAUAUCGACCAACUUUACUUGUCAAUGAUCCAAUGCUUAUCCAGGAAAUAAUGAUUAAAGAUUUCACAAGCUUCCAUGAUCGUGGAUUUCCAGUCGAUGAAGAAAUUGAUCCACUUGGUGGACAUUUAUUUUUACUGGCUGGACAGAGAUGGAGAGAUUUAAGGGUAAAAUUGUCACCAACAUUCACAUCUGGAAAAUUGAAGGGAAUGUAUCCAGCCAUUAAUGAUUGUGGUCAUGUUUUGCAAAACUACAUUGAAAAGGAAGUAAAAAAUGGUAAUGACGUUUUCGAUGCCCGUGAUUUACUAGCUAGGUUCACUACAACUGUCAUAUCAUCAGUUGCAUUUGGAAUCGAGAAUGACUGCAUUAAUGAUCCGAAUAAUAUAUUCCGUAAAAUGGGUCUGAAAAUUUUUCAACCAAGUUUUAGACAAAUGGUUCAAGAUAUUUUGGGUAUGUUUGUGCCUAGUGUACUGAUAAAAUUGAAAAUUAAACAAAUCCCACAAGAUAUUGAAGACUUCUUCAUGUCAGUCGUAAAACAAUCAAUUGACCGUCGUGAGAACAACAAGGAACUUGAAAGAAAAGAUUUUAUGCAGCUUUUAAUACAACUUAAAAACCAAGGUUAUGUGUCUGCUGAUAAGGAUGACGAAAUCGAUGAUAAGAUUAAGGAACAUGACAAUAAAAAAUUGGAAACAAAAAAAUUAACCUUCAACGAGGUCGCUGCACAAACAUUUUUGUUUUUCGUUGCCGGUUUCGAAACUUCAAGUUCCACAUCGAACUUAUGUCUAUUUGAAUUAUGCAGACAUCCAGAAAUUCAGAAAAAAGUCCAAAAGGAAAUUGAUGAAGCACUAAAAGCAGCAAAUACAAAUGAAAUAACUUACGAUAUACUCCAGGAUUUGAAGUACCUUGAGUGCUGUGUUGAUGAAGCACUUAGGAAAUAUCCAAUCGUACCUGUUCUUAUUAGAGAAUGCACAAAAGAUCAUACAUUUAGUGAAACUAAUUGGACAGUUGAAAAAGGUACAACAAUAUUCCUUCCCGUUCAGGCACUUCAACGUGAUCCAAAUAUUUAUGAUAAUCCAAUGGAAUUUAUUCCUGAAAGAUUUAUUGAUUCCCCAACUGGAAAUGGAAACUCGAAAGGAUUGUAUUACUUGCCAUUCGGUGAUGGACCUAGAAACUGCAUUGGUGCACGUAUGGGAAAAUUACAGACAAAACUUGGACUAGCUAUGAUGUUAUCAAAGUUCUCGUUUGAACUGGUUGAUAAAAGCUUAUUAACGAAAGAGUUUGAAGUUCAUCCUAAUCAAUUUAUUUUAACUCCAAAAGAUAAUAUCAUGAUGAAAGUAAAAGUUCGUCAGUAAAGCUACAUGUUUGACAAAACUGUACAAUAUUUCAGCAGUAUUUGAAUAAAUAUCAUCUCUGUUUUUCAAGAAGGGGUCGUUCACUGUUGAAUCUUUCAAACUCAUUUUUAUUAAUUCUUUCUCCCCUUACAAAACAAAGUGACAAACCCCUUUUUGACAAAGUUAUAUAAAAUAAAAAUAUCAUCGCAGUUAUCUUUGAAAUAUUCUGAAAUUGUUUUAAUUCUUAAUUGAAAUUGAAUAUUUGCCUGAAACAGUUUUAAAUACAGUUCUCUGAUUAUUAAGAACUUUAACCUAAAGUUUGUG
This is a messenger RNA of Chironomus riparius, 1892 nucleotides long. The record is from the annotation of a GenBank genome assembly. Lineage: Eukaryota; Metazoa; Arthropoda; Insecta; Diptera; Chironomidae.